UUUGAUGAGGGGUGGUCCGGGUCAAAUGGGCGGGUAAUCAGAUAGUUUUGGUUCGGAUAUUUGAAAAUGCGGGUAAUUACAUAAAUACCCGAAUCGGAUCCGAAUUCGUCGGUACCCGAAUAUUAUAUGGGGUUCCGGCACCUGACUUAUCCUUCCAUUUCACGAUUAUCCGGCGGCGGCGGCGGCGGCGGAGAAUGGCGUCGCCAUUAGUUACCAGUCAGUAUUCUCAGUUAUCAGCAGAACUCCAUAAUUUGCAGGCUUUCAUCCAGAUGAGCUAUGGAAAAAUUCACAUGAAAGAGGAAGAAAUGCGAUCCCUUUCAGAUCUCGAGAGCAAGAAAUGGAGCAUUGCUUUAGAUCUCUCUUAAGACUCUCGACUCUUGUUAUUUCGCUUAUAUUCUUGCUCUCUUGCUUCGGUUUCACUUCAACAGAAGCUUAUGAUGCACUUGAUCCUAAUGGAAAUAUCACGAUAAGAUGGGAUAUCAUCGAUUGGAUGGCCGAUGGCUAUGUGGCUGUCGUCACAAUGCUAAACUAUCAACAGUAUCGACAUAUAGAAGAGCCAGGCUGGACUUUGGGGUGGAGUUGGGCAAAUAAAGAGGUGAUAUGGAGCAUGUUGGGAGGUCAAGCUACAGAGCAAGGAGAUUGUUUGAGAUUCAAAGCGAAUAUUCCACAUUGCUGUAACAAAGAUCCCACCGUUGUGGACUUAUUUCCCGGAACUCCUCACAAUCGAACGAUUCCUAAUUGUUGUAAAGGAGGGGUGGUUAGUUCGUGGGCCCAAGAUUCAACAAAUGCUGUGAGCUCUUUCCAAGUUUCUGUUGGUAAUUCCGGUAACACUAACGGAACUGUUAAGGUUCCCAAGAACUUCUCUCUGAAUGCACCGGGUCCCGGCUAUACUUGUGGAAGUGCAAGAAUCGUGAACCCCACUCGAUUUGUUACCCCAGAUGGAAGGAGAAUAACACAAGCAAUGAUGACGUGGAACGUUACAUGCACGUAUUCACGGUUUCUUGUCGAUAAAACUCCUACUUGUUGCGUCUCGCUCUCGUCUUUUUACGACACUAUUGUACCUUGCCCAAAUUGUACCUGUGGAUGUCAAAACAAUCUCACUCAUCCAGAAAACUGUAUGAAUCCAGAUUCACCAAAUCUUGCUUCGGUUGUUUCGGGAGGGCAAAAGAGUAAUAACUUGGCACCUCUGGUCCAAUGCACCAGCCAUAUGUGCCCCGUUCAAGUCCACUGGCACGUAAAACUGAACCACAACGACUAUUGGAAAGUCAAUAUCACUAUCACAAACUUCAAUUACAGAAUGAAUUACACACAGUGGAACUUAGUUGUACAACACCCCGCCUUCGACAAUUCGACGCAGAUAUCCAGCUUCAACCACAAGCCACUAAAUCCAUACACGAGCAUAAAUGAUACGACAAUGCUAUGGGGUGUUAAAUUCUAUAACGAUUUGCUCAUGCAAGCGGGCCCACUGGGAAAAGUCGAGUCGGAGAUUCUUUUCCGGAAAAACAAAUCUAAUUUCACUUCCGACGGCAGUUGGGGUUUUCCGAGAACGGUCUUUUUCAACGGCGACAGCUGUACUAUGCCACCUUCCGACGCAUAUCCGUUUAUACCAAAUUCAAGUAUAUACCGAAAUGUCUCGUUGCUUAUGCUACUGAUCAGUUUGUUGACAACCUUUGCAACACAUUUUGCGUGUGUUGUUUAAGAAUCUUGCGUCUUCCGACGAAAAGAUUCCGAUUUACGUCUUCAUUCGUACGGAUUACAGGUGCACAAAACUUGAGAGUAUUUUUCAAGCUUACUCUAAUUAUUACUCAAUUCACUUUGUUUCUCUAAUGAAAAUAGGAUCUUUUGAUUA
Molecule: messenger RNA, 1849 nt
Organism: Erythranthe guttata (spotted monkey flower)
Lineage: Eukaryota; Viridiplantae; Streptophyta; Magnoliopsida; Lamiales; Phrymaceae
Product: protein COBRA
Biological process (GO): plant-type cell wall cellulose biosynthetic process; cellulose microfibril organization
Cellular component (GO): plasma membrane
Source: RefSeq, a predicted model, not a curated record